This is a messenger RNA of Truncatella angustata, 1572 nucleotides long. RefSeq lists its product as uncharacterized. The record is from RefSeq and is a predicted model, not a curated record. The coding region runs from base 1 to 1572 and encodes 523 amino acids. Gene Ontology annotation, molecular function: ATP:3'-cytidine-cytidine-tRNA adenylyltransferase activity; RNA binding. Gene Ontology annotation, biological process: tRNA 3'-terminal CCA addition. NCBI's taxonomy places the organism in Eukaryota, Fungi, Ascomycota, Sordariomycetes, Amphisphaeriales, Sporocadaceae. The transcript is spliced from 2 exons.
AUGGGGUCAAAUCCCGUGACCACAACCAUCGAGCUGACCGCUCAGGAAGCUCGGCUCAAAGGUCUUUUACUAGACGUUGCUCGCUUCAUCGACGAGUCAAAGUCGUCCCCUGAUGAGCCGGUAGUAUUGCGCUGGGCUGGUGGGUGGGUGCGGGACAAGCUUCUUGGUAUUGCAUCCCAUGAUAUUGACACAGCGAUCAACACCAUGACGGGAGAAGCUUUCAGCUCCAAGAUUGUGGAACUGUGCGAGCAACCAGAAAUCGCCACGAAGCAUGGUGUUAGUGCCACCGAUAUUGGCAACCUUCACAAGAUUGCAGCAAAUCCCGAAAAGUCAAAGCAUUUGGAGACUACUACAAUUAGACUCCUGGGUUACGAUGUUGAUUUUGUCAAUCUUCGCAAGGAGACGUACACCGAAGACAGUCGUAAUCCACAGAUGGAGUUUGGUACAGCUGAAGAAGACGCAUUGCGCCGAGAUGCUACAAUCAAUGCGCUCUUCUACAAUCUUAACACCGGCAAGGUCGAGGACUUCACAGGCGGCUUGGUAGACAUGGAGUCGAAACUCAUCAGAACACCGUUGGAACCAUUUCAGACGUUUAUGGACGAUCCUCUGAGAGUUCUGCGACUGAUCCGGUUUGCCAGCCGCUUGGAAUUCACCAUUGACUCAGAAGCUGAGCAGGCUAUGAGUGACCAUCGUGUGCUGGAUGCACUACGAAUGAAGAUCAGCCGGGAACGAGUGGGUGUGGAAUUCGAGAAAAUGCUGAAAAGCAGCCAUCCACGCAAUGCACUGGAGAGAAUACAUAAACUCGGCUUGUACCAUACUGUAUUCACAGAUCCUGAGAAGCACGACAUGCCCAAACCCGACAUAACAAACUUUAGCACAUCGUAUGAAUGUCUCGAUUCUUUACGCCAAAACAAGACACCAGGAUCAAUUUACGAUGUACUUGUCCGUUCGGACGAAGCGAACUACUUCGCAUGGGUUCUAGCAGCUCUAACCCCGUGGGAAUUUGUUGCACCCGUCCCUUAUCACGGCGAGGGCAAGCCACCGCUACCUUGGGCUACUCUUGCGGCACGGGAAGGCAUCAAAGCACCGAACAAAUUAAGUGAUGUCAUCACCGCUUCUCACAAGCAUAGAGACGAGAUUCUGGCUUUCAAAGCUGCAGUCUGCGAGAAGGCAUCUUACAUUCAAGAGAGGGAUCGUUUCGGAAUGGCUAUUCGAGAAUGGGAGGCAAGAGGUGGACACUGGAAGCUACAGGUGUUGUCGGCUCUGUUAUACGACGCAUUGCAGUCUCUGCCACCAAAGGCUGCGUCACCCAACGACCCAGCUUUCGUUGCGGGAUGGCAAUCUUUCCUGGACCAUCUCCAAGGGUUGGAUGUGAUGGAGGCGCCAACGCUGAAGCGAAUCAUCGAUGGAAAACAGCUCGCUAAAGCUCUGGGGGCUAAACCGGGAAUCUGGAUGGCUAAGGCCUUGGAUAUUUGCGUAGCAUGGCAACUUCGAAAUCCCAACGCCACGGAUCCCACCGGUGCCAUUGAAGAAGUCCGCAGCAAGAAAGACGAGUAUAACUUUCCAAUCUAA